Cheilinus undulatus (humphead wrasse) is the source of this 1059-nucleotide messenger RNA. It is a transcript of the gene hemk2, whose product is annotated as N-6 adenine-specific DNA methyltransferase 1. Bases 243 to 890 code for a protein of 215 amino acids. Lineage: Eukaryota; Metazoa; Chordata; Actinopteri; Labriformes; Labridae. Gene Ontology annotation, molecular function: protein methyltransferase activity; nucleic acid binding; S-adenosylmethionine-dependent methyltransferase activity. The transcript is spliced from 6 exons. Gene Ontology annotation, biological process: methylation. The record is from RefSeq and is a predicted model, not a curated record. Gene Ontology annotation, cellular component: eRF1 methyltransferase complex.
GUGUGCAUGCGUCACAUUAUGGUGACGUAGGCGGAAGCUGGUUGUGGAUGAGCGAGCCACAUUAGCACACUCACUGACUUGUAGAGCUGUAUUUUGAGUAGUGCGUACUCGAAGGUGUGACAACAACACCGUGCUUCAUCUUAUCUCACUAAAAUCAUAAUUUACUCACCAAAUGUGAAAGAGGAAAGAGUACGUACAGGCUGCUGAGCUGAUUGUGCUCCGCGUGCGGCCGUGCUGUAACCAUGUCAACAGGUUUCCCUACACCUGUGUACUCUCACGCGGGACGAGGAGUCUUCAGGGACGUUUACGAGCCGGCGGAAGACUCGUUUCUUUUAAUUGACGCUCUGGAAAAAGAUGCAGAGAGGCUGCAGCUGAUAAGUCCGUGUGUUUGUUUGGAGGUGGGAAGUGGUUCUGGAGUGGUGUCAGCCUUUCUGGCGUCAGUUAUUGGACCUUCAGCUCUUUAUCUUUGCACUGAUGUGAAUCCUGCAGCCGCUGAAUGCACAGCAAAGACCGCUUCCUGCAACAGUGUGUCCCUGCAGCCUGUUAUCACAUCCCUGGUUGACUCUUUUCUUCCUCGGUUAAGUGGGAAAGUGGAUAUCCUCCUCUUCAACCCUCCUUAUGUGGUCACCCCUUCAGAGGAGGUUGGCAGCCGAGGUAUAGAAGCAGCCUGGGCUGGUGGGAAACGAGGACGAGAGGUUACAGACAGAUUUCUUCCUUUGGUAGCUCAGCUACUCUCCAGUAAAGGGAUAUUCUACCUCAUUACUAUAGCUGAGAAUGACCCAGAGGAGAUCAUCUGCUUACUAGGAAAAAGUGGUUUGAAAGGAGAGUCAUGCUUGUCGACGAGAGCAGGGAAUGAGAGACUGUCUGUGCUGCGCUUCCAUCGGAGCUGACAAACAUGAGACUGCUGCUGCAGGAACGUAUUUAUUUAGUGUUACAAAAGAGGAAACAUCAAAACCAGUGUGAAUAACAUUUUCUUAUUAAAAUUAUACACUUCUUUUGCUAUGUAAAAUCCUUUUAUGGCAUCUUUGUACAAUAAAACAAAAAUUCCUUGCUAAAUGG